This is a messenger RNA of Oncorhynchus nerka (sockeye salmon), 722 nucleotides long. Its product is annotated as striated muscle preferentially expressed protein kinase-like. The record is from RefSeq and is a predicted model, not a curated record. The annotation marks the transcript as partial. Lineage: Eukaryota; Metazoa; Chordata; Actinopteri; Salmoniformes; Salmonidae. The transcript has 3 exons.
AUGUUCCUCAACGGGAGCAGCAUGAUUCAGCAUCAGCGUCAGCUCAGCCGUCUGAGUCUAAAAGUGUGGGGAAAGGCUCUGUUUCCAUGGAGACAGUACUGGUUAACCAGUUACCAGGACAACGAUCACCCCUCAUCAGAGUCACUGGAAAAGCCCAACCAGAGCUUGAGAAACCUCUACACCACCGCCAGGCCUCAAGCCCCAAGCCCCAGGUCUCCAAGCCCCACCAUGCAGGGAGGACCAUCACCGACCAAUGCCAAAGAGCCAGCCUCUGCAUAUCCCCCCAAGCCACCACGGCUGUCCCCCACCCCGAUCUCCACCCCUUCCAUCAGCCCUCUAACGAAGAGAAGGAAGGGAGAGCCGGGGAGGACAUCUCCCUCGCUGAAGAUGACCAUUCCUACCAUCCUGGUGGAGGACGAGCUCAUGGAAAUGGAAGAGGAGGAGGCCGGAGAGAAGAGAGAGAGAGAAAAGACGAGAAGAGCAGGGAAGAAGGAGGGCAGGGCUUCCAAGACUCAGAAGAAGGGAAAAGUCUCAGGAAAGUCUUGGGAAAGUCAGCCUAUGUCUCCUGAGACAGGAGACGAUUCAGAUGACUCUUACAUGUCGGCAGAUGAGGGGCCAGCUGAGAAACCAGCGUUUGAGAGGCCCCUGGGAGACACCAUCGCCACCUCUGGCUCUGAGGUCCUGCUCAAAUGUGUCAUCACUGGCAGCCCCCCUCCCAAUAG